AUGGACCGCUCACGCCUCGUAUGGCGCUCACUUAUUGCCGCUACGCCCGCGCGCACCCAGAUUCGAGCUUCACAAUGGAUCUGCCAUCGCUGCCUCCACCGCCAGACUCCCUCCCGUCGGCCAACGCCUUCCCAACUCCUACGCAACACUCGUCAAAAGGGUCAACGCCGCCACAAUAGCAGCAACGCCAAACACGAUCAACCCGGCGACGACCCGAACUUCGUCGGUUUAGCAGAUACUCCUCCUGUCCUGAUCCGCGCGGGCAGGAAACACAACCUCUACGGUCUAGCUUUCCUGGCCACAAUUCCCAUUACGGCGUUCAUUCUCGGCUGUUGGCAGGUUCAGCGACUUUCAUGGAAAACAGAGCUCAUAGCACGUUUUGAAGAUCGUCUCAUUCGAGAUCCUCUGCCAUUGCCUCCGAGGAUAGAUCCGGAUGCAAUCAAGGAUUUUGACUAUCGACGUGUAUACGCAAAAGGAAAGUUCGAUCAUAGGCGGGAGAUGCUCAUUGGACCGAGGAUCAUGGAUGGAGAGGACGGAUAUCUCGUGAUCACGCCAUUGGUGAGAGACGGAGAUAAAGGGAACACAAUAUUGGUAUGCAGAGGUUGGAUACCAAAGGAUAAAGCGCCGCAGUCGAAGAGACCUGAGGGACUCGAAGAUGGAGAAGUGGUAGUAAAGGGCCUGUUGAGAGAACCAUGGAAGAAGAACAUGUUCACUCCGGACAACGUGCCCGAAGAGGGAGUGUGGCAUUUCCCAGAUGUGGCACAAAUGGCAGAGUGGAGUGGGAGCCAAGCCGUGUGGAUCGAAGAGACCAUGAAAAACGACUUGCUCGAGUCAUAUAGGAGGAUGGAGAAGGGAAUCCCGAUCGGGCGACCUGCGGAGGUGAAUUUGAGAAACAAUCAUACCCAGUAUAUCUUCACAUGGUUCUCAUUGAGUCUGGCGACCACGAUCAUGAUGUGGAUGGUCGUGAGAAAGCGGCCGGGAGGCGGUGCAAGGGCGGCGGGAAGGUCAGUGAGGAGGAACGGAUGAAGAAAGUAAAGGGAUCGCAGUGAGAGACGUGAAGCGUGAAGAGGUAAAAUUCUUGGCUCGAUCUAUCAUAUCAGCAAGCCGAUGCAAUAACGAAGAAUCCUUUU
Molecule: messenger RNA, 1130 nt
Organism: Sphaerulina musiva SO2202
Lineage: Eukaryota; Fungi; Ascomycota; Dothideomycetes; Mycosphaerellales; Mycosphaerellaceae
Product: SURF1-domain-containing protein
Exons: 1
Coding region: 1-1026 (341 amino acids)
Biological process (GO): mitochondrial respiratory chain complex IV assembly
Cellular component (GO): membrane; mitochondrion
Source: RefSeq, a predicted model, not a curated record